CUUAAGAUUAGAGACCAAAUUGUUUUUUUUUUAAUUAUUUAUUUCCGAACCUAAGAAAAGGAGAAAAGAGGUUCGUGUUCGAUUUCGGAACCAUUCAAUCACACACACCAAUUCCGAAAAGGAGAUUGAUUGAUGGCUUGGAGGCGGAUCAUCACCAAGGCUUCGAGUCAUGAACGGGAGUUGAAAAGCUUACUAGUCAGAGCUUACACUUCUCUUCCCAGAGUAGGAGUUGUUGCUAGAGCUCGAGGUGGUGGUGGUGGUGGAGCUUCUUCCAGGUUUCAAUCGAGCUAUGUCGGCAGCUUUGUUCGCAGAGUGCGUGAAAGAGACGAGUUUAACGAGGUCGCGCAACUGAGAGAGCUAUUCCGCAGAAACGACCCUGAAGCGGUGAUCAGAAUCUUCGAAAGCAGCCCUUCUAUGCAUUCCAACCCCUCUGCGCUCACCGAGUACAUCAAGGCUUUGGUCAAAGUCGAUAGGCUUGAUAACAGCGAGCUCGUCCGAACAUUGCAAAGAGGUAUCGCUGGUGCGUCUCAGGAGCAAGAGACGUUUGGUGAUAUUGCAGCGUUUAGAAACUUGGGAAAGGGAACGAAAGAUGGUGUUCUCGGAACCGCUGCUGCGCCGAUCCAUACCAUAUCCACCGAGAGGAGUAGCUUUAAAGAACAGCUUUGGAGUACUUUCAGGACUAUUGCUGUUGGUUUCUUGCUUAUUUCUGGUGCUGGUGCACUUAUCGAGGAUAAAGGAAUUGGCAAAGGACUCGGUUUGCAUGAAGAAGUGCAACCUAGUAUGGACUCCAACACCAAAUUUGCCGAUGUAAAGGGUGUUGAUGAAGCUAAAGCUGAGCUUGAGGAGAUUGUUCAUUAUCUUCGUGACCCCAAGAGAUUCACUCGUUUGGGAGGAAAGCUUCCAAAGGGAGUGUUGCUCGUCGGUCCACCCGGCACAGGCAAGACCAUGCUUGCAAGAGCCAUCGCGGGAGAAGCAGGAGUACCUUUCUUCUCCUGCAGUGGCAGCGAGUUCGAAGAGAUGUUUGUUGGGGUUGGAGCCAGGAGAGUGAGAGACCUUUUCGCCGCUGGGAAGAAGUGCUCCCCUUGUAUUAUCUUCAUCGACGAGAUAGAUGCUAUUGGAGGGAGCCGUAACCCCAAGGACCAGCAGUACAUGAAGAUGACGCUGAACCAGCUGCUCGUUGAGCUUGAUGGGUUUAAACAGAACGAAGGGAUUAUUGUGGUCGCGGCUACAAAUUUCCCUGAGUCGUUGGAUAAGGCCCUGGUUAGACCUGGGAGGUUUGAUCGUCAUAUUGUUGUGCCUAAUCCUGAUGUUGAAGGUCGACGCCAGAUUCUAGAGUCCCACAUGUCAAAGGUACUUAAGGCUGAAGAUGUUGAUUUAAUGAUCAUAGCAAGAGGAACACCUGGAUUCUCCGGAGCUGAUUUGGCGAAUCUGGUCAACGUCGCUGCUCUGAAAGCUGCAAUGGACGGUGCAAAAGACGUGACGAUGUCUGAUCUCGAGUUUGCCAAGGACAGAAUCAUGAUGGGGAGCGAGAGGAAGUCUGCUGUUAUAUCCGAGGAGUCGAGGAAACUGACUGCUUUCCACGAAGGUGGACACGCACUCGUGGCCAUCCACACGGAAGGUGCUCUUCCGGUCCACAAAGCGACCAUCGUGCCUCGCGGUAUGGCUCUCGGCAUGGUCUCUCAGCUACCGGAUAAAGAUGAGACCAGCAUCUCCAGGAAACAGAUGCUUGCUCGGCUAGAUGUUUGUAUGGGAGGGAGAGUGGCGGAAGAGUUGAUUUUUGGGGAGAGCGAGGUGACUUCAGGGGCGUCCUCUGAUCUCGAGCAGGCGACUAAGCUCGCUCGAGCGAUGGUUACCAAGUUCGGUAUGAGCAAAGAGGUUGGUCUCGUGGCGCAUAACUAUGAUGAUAACGGGAAAAGCAUGAGCACAGAGACGAGGCUUCUCAUCGAGAGGGAAGUGAAGCUUCUUCUGGAGAAGGCUUAUAACAAUGCGAGGAACAUCCUGACGGUUUACAACAAGGAGCUGCAUGCACUUGCGAACGCUUUGCUUCAGAAGGAAACUAUGUCUGGGAAGCAGAUUAAGGAGCUGCUUGCUGAUCUCAACGCUCCUCAGAUGAAAAAGAGGCAGGAGGUGGUUGCGCAGCAAAGCCAGCCUGUUCCUCCUCCUCCUCCAUCAACUCCUAGCUCUGCUGCUUCGUCAGCAGCCGCAGCGGCUGCAGCUGCGGCUUCGGCCGCCGCCUCAGCUGCUGCAACGGCCGCAACCAAAGGUAAAGACAUGGCUCCUGUCGGGUCUUAAAAUAAAGUAAAGGAGGCUCGUGUAUGUGUAUGCUGGGGGUAAUUUAAUUGGGAAUAAACUCUUUGUUUUGAGAGUAUUUUAGAAUCAGUGGAGGGAGGCUUGGCUGGUGAGAGAUUAAAAAUAUUCAGUUUUUUUUUUUUUUACUAAUGUCUUUAUUCCACACUGAACCUCGCUACAGAGUGGUCUUUGUAUUUUCUCUCUCGUUUGUCUUUUUAAUGUAUUCGGAAACUUGUGGGAGGCUUCUCAGAAGUUUUGGCUCGUACUGUUUCAGGUUACAACAUAACUAUAAAGAACAUGCUUUUGUAGGA
Messenger RNA from Raphanus sativus (radish), 2600 nucleotides. RefSeq names its product ATP-dependent zinc metalloprotease FTSH 4, mitochondrial. Gene Ontology annotation, molecular function: ATP hydrolysis activity; ATP binding; metalloendopeptidase activity. Lineage: Eukaryota; Viridiplantae; Streptophyta; Magnoliopsida; Brassicales; Brassicaceae. The transcript has 7 exons. Bases 133 to 2292 code for a protein of 719 amino acids. Gene Ontology annotation, cellular component: membrane; chloroplast thylakoid. The record is from RefSeq and is a predicted model, not a curated record. Gene Ontology annotation, biological process: proteolysis.